AUGCCUGCCAAACUUCGAUCUGGUAAGACAUGCAGGCCCUACUCCAAACAGUCGGAACCCAUUGCUCUCUACCAGCGUGUACUGCAUGAGCAGCACCAGUUCGCUGUAUGCUUGGCUUCUGCAGGAUCGCAAGGUGCUGCUGCAAGGCGGGCUCAUACUCCCAACCCUCCCUCUGACAGUCACGAAACGAUGGUUGUUAGGUCCAGUCGUAGAUGGUCCAAGGAGGAUCAAUAA
This is a messenger RNA of Fusarium odoratissimum NRRL 54006, 234 nucleotides long. RefSeq lists its product as uncharacterized. The transcript has a single exon. The record is from RefSeq and is a predicted model, not a curated record. The coding region runs from base 1 to 234 and encodes 77 amino acids. Lineage: Eukaryota; Fungi; Ascomycota; Sordariomycetes; Hypocreales; Nectriaceae.